Molecule: messenger RNA, 657 nt
Organism: Coffea arabica (coffee)
Lineage: Eukaryota; Viridiplantae; Streptophyta; Magnoliopsida; Gentianales; Rubiaceae
Source: RefSeq, a predicted model, not a curated record
AUGCCGGAGCUGGAUAAAAUUUACCCCGGCGAAUAUAGGACUUGCCUGAACAAUCGAGUUACCCGGGUGUUUCCUGUUGCACGGGAAGACUUCAUGGACCCGGUUCAAGAUAGGAAGGGUAAGGCCUACAAAAGGUUGCUGCAGAUACGCGACCGCUACAAUUCAGCACAAGGGAUAUUGAUUAAUAGUUUUAUGGACUUGGAACCGGUUCCAAUUCGGGCUCUGAAGAGAGAUUUCUUUGGGCUGUUAGAAGCCCAAAUGAAUUCGCAGCCUUUUUGGUGUCGAAAGCGUGGAAAGCCUGUCGAUGUUCUUCCCGAGGGGUUUUCAGAGAGGACUAAAGAGAAGGGUCUUGUGGUAGCCUCAUGGGCUCCUCAAAUUCAAGUCCUCAGCCAUGGUGCAACUGGGAUGAAUGCUGUAUUGUUAACUGAAGAUUGGAAGGUUGCCUUGAGGGUUAAGGUGGAUGAAAAUGGACUGGUGGGAAAGAAGAAGUUGCAAGAUUGGCAAAAGCCUAAUUGGAGGAGAAGAAGGAAAGGACUUGGGCUCAAGAUGAAAGAUCUUAAAGGUGCAGCUGCAAGGGCUUUGAGAGAGGAUGGAUCAUCGGUUAAGGCACUUGCUGAAGUGGCUCAUCGAUGGAGUUCCUUUAACGUGCAAAAGUAA